This is a messenger RNA of Fraxinus pennsylvanica, 828 nucleotides long. Lineage: Eukaryota; Viridiplantae; Streptophyta; Magnoliopsida; Lamiales; Oleaceae. The record is from the annotation of a GenBank genome assembly.
AUGACGUCGGGGACGAGAUUGCCGACAUGGAAAGAGAGGGAGAAUAACAAGCGGAGGGAGCGCCGGCGAAGGGCGAUCGCCUCCAAGAUCUUCUCGGGCUUGAGGAUGUAUGGUAAUUACAAGCUUCCCAAGCACUGUGAUAACAACGAGGUUCUCAAAGCUCUAUGUAAUGAAGCUGGCUGGAUCGUUGAAGAAGAUGGAACCACUUAUAGAAAGGGAUGCAAGCCUGUAGAACAUAUGAAUACCAUAGGUGCUUCAGCAACAGUAAGCCAUUGCCCAUCGUACCAACCAAGCCCAGGAGCAACUUUCAAUCCGAGCCCCACUUCAUCUUCCUUUCCAAGCCCAGUCUCAUCACAAUAUGCUACUAACGUCAUUAAUACCGCUGAUCCUAAUUCUCUUCUCCCAUGGCUUAAAAAUUUGUCUUCUGGCUCCUCACUCCGUCCAUUCAAGCUACGACACAUAUGUGUCCCUGGAGGUUCAAUUAGUGCUCCUGUCACCCCGCCAUUGAGCUCACCUACUGCCCGUACACCUAGAAUGAAGGCCAACUGGGAUAAUCCGACAACUGAUUCAGCCUUGGGAGGCCAACAUUAUUCAUUCCUUCCCUCGUCUACUCCAUCCAGUCCUGGUCAUCAAACUCCACUCGAUUCAGGAUGGCUUUCUGGUUUUGAUCAAACAGCUGAUGUUGCCAUGUCAGAUGCAAUUGCGGCCGAGUUUGCAUUCGGCAGUAAUACCAAGGGACUAGUGAAACCAUGGGAAGGAGAGAUAAUCCACGACGAAUGUGUUCCUGAUGAUCUUGAACUCACUCUUGGGAACUCAAGCACCAGCUAG